CACAUUUUCCGCAAAAGAUGGUCAAAAAGUAAGAAAAGUUUUGUGAAUAUCGUGAAUAUUAUCCAAGUGUGGAUAAUUUUUCUAAAUAAUUUACUGUUUUAAUAGAAAUCGAAUUGAAAUUUUACAAUUUAUUAUAUAGUCGAUCAUAACCUAACUUUUUUAUUCGGCGCAUUCGUAUUAGAAUCAUUAGAAUGUCACUAAAAUUGAACGAUUGAACUAAAAUAAAUUACCAAGUCUAGAAACGUAUAUGUAACCAUAAAUGUUAUUGUUCUUUUUGGAGAAUAACACGGGAACAAGAUUGCACGGAAAUUUAUUUGCUGUUUGCUGGGCAAUACCUUCUAAACGUAAAAGUUUAGAGACUACCUGCAACAAACAUGAUUUCCCAAGUAUUUUUUAUAAACACCUGCCACUAAUAAUUAUCGUAAAUUAUCAACAUUUUUUUUUUUAUAAAUAUUGUAUCCGUCAGUAACUUGAUUUAAUCGAUUUAAUCUUAUUCGUUUACUGUAUGAAAAGUGUCGGCUAUUUUUGAGAGAACAAUUAUUACACAGUGAUUAUUACAUUCGAAUGAAAAGAAGAGUUUUUAAUUGAGAAAAUGUCUCAUCAAAUUCUCAAUACUGGCAACAAUGAUUACCACAGUGAUCUUUUAACGAAAUAUCACUCAAUAUCAGCAAAAUUAAAAAAACGAUUUUUGAGAAAACCGAAUGUCACAGAAGCUAGUGAACAAUAUGACAAUUUGGCAGUUGAAUGUGAGCAAAAGGAAUUGUAUCAAUAUGCUGGCUUAUGUUGGUUAGCGGCAGCACGUUGUCAAGGCACAUUAGGAAAUGUUUUGACGGAAAUAAAUUUCUUAAUAAAAUCAGGACGAUCAUUUAUCACUGCUAAAAAUAAAAAUAAUCAAAGCGGAUGUUCCUAUUCAGGACAAGAGAACUUGCAGGCCGCAAUAAAUUGUUUUGGACAUGCAUUGACACGCUGUCAAAGUCAAGAAGGUUUCAGUAUGAUGUCCGCAAGUCUAGCAAUGGAAUUGGCAUCUGCUUUGGAUAUUAAUGGCAUUCCAAAUUUGCGUAAAUCCAUCGAAAUUCAUCCAACAUUAAGGGCAAUUAAUACACUUUCGUCCUAUUAUAUUAAGCAAGGUGAUUAUGCCAGUGCUCUUCAAGUUUUAACGGAAUUGGUCGAGUUUUUAACGGCAAAUAAUGUCAGUGCAAGAACAUCCGGAAGUUACAUGUCAAUUUUGCAAAGGUGUGAAAUUACGAGAGUAUUGCUUUUGCUGAUUUUGCAACCAACUCCACAAAGAUUGUCACCUUCGCAAGCUCAAGUUUUGGAAAAAUAUGCCUGGAUAGAAGAAAAUUCUAAUAUCGGCUUCAGAAUGGGCGAAAAUGAAAUGCUAUUGCUGCAAUCUUUAGUGUUAGCCUGUCAAUCUCGUGAUUAUCAGGCUUUAGUGGAAUUAGAAGGUGAAUUGUGGAGUUUUAUGGAUAUAGAGCAGAAAGGAUUGUUAAACAAAUUGGUACAAACAUUUAAUAAAGAUUAAUUAUGAAUAUUA
Leptopilina heterotoma is the source of this 1534-nucleotide messenger RNA. Its product is annotated as 40-kDa huntingtin-associated protein-like. The record is from RefSeq and is a predicted model, not a curated record. Gene Ontology annotation, biological process: vesicle cytoskeletal trafficking. Gene Ontology annotation, cellular component: early endosome. The coding region runs from base 593 to 1522 and encodes 309 amino acids. The transcript is spliced from 7 exons. Gene Ontology annotation, molecular function: protein binding. NCBI's taxonomy places the organism in Eukaryota, Metazoa, Arthropoda, Insecta, Hymenoptera, Figitidae.